CUGAAAGAUUCCUUGUAAUGACCGUAGGACUACAGAAUUCCUUGUAAGGACUGAAGGAUUCCUUGCAAGGACCGUAGAACUGCAGGGAUUCCUUGUAAAGACUGAGGGAUUCCUUGUAAGGACUGCAGGGAUUUCUUGUAAGGACUGAAGGAUUCCUUGUAAGGAUUGUAGGAUUCCUUGUAAUGACCGUAGUACUGCAGGGUUCCUUGUAAGGACUGAAAGAUUCCUUGUAAGGAGCGUAGAACUGGAGGAUUACAUGUAAGGACUGCAUCCCCACAGGACUAUAAACCAGAACCGAAACACAACCAAAUAAACGAUGGGAAGCGUGGGCCAACAACAGCCAAAGACGGCUGUCCCAGGACCCCUGGACGAAGUCACGGCCUACGUGAAGGCUGGAGUGGAUGGGGAACGCAUGGGAGCAUGCCCCUUCUGCCAGAGGGUCUUCAUGGUCCUCCUUAUCAAGUCACAACUGAAGCUGUUGAAGUUUAAGGUAAUCACCACUAAUCCAGCAAAACCCCCGCCAGAAUUCAAAGCGCUGGGUCUGAAACACGUGCCGGCCCUGAUUCACGGGGACGACGGGUUCGACGCCCUGGACGACAUCAUCCAGUACCUAGACACAAACUACCCAGGUGGAGGUCUGGAGUACAACAACCCUGAUGCUGACUUGGCUACCAAAGAUUUCUUCUCCAAGUUCUGCUUCUACAUCAAGGCCGUCAACGAAGACCCGUCAAAACUGGAUCAGGCCCUGAAGAAGCUAAACAUAUUCUUGGAAAAGAGUCUGAACAUAACAAACGGCAUCACAAACGGCGACUCGCAUCAGGAUGAGGGGGAGGAGGAGAACGCCAACCAAGCACACAUCCAGUAUCUGUGCGGCAAUAACUUAACACAUCUCGACUGUGAGGUACUUCCCAAGCUGCAGCACCUCCGCGUUGCGGCAAAGGCUCUCAAAAACUAUGACAUACCCACGGAUCUGAGGGGAUUCUGGAGAUACCUUCACGCAGCAUACACCCACCCAGUUUUCGUCAGAACAUGCCCGUGCGACCAGGAAAUCAUCCUCCACUGGCACGACAGACCAGAAACGCCAAAGCUGUCGCACAAAAAGCACUCCGUCAUCGCCAAAGAAAAACCAAAGUUCUCCUUUGACGUACCUGUCCACGCCUCCGUGGUGACAAUCAUUGACGAGAGCUAAUUGCACCGUCUCAAGAGUCGUCGAUAUCAAACUUGAGAUCACGUUCUAAUUCUCUGUACUGUAAUAAAGUUGAUCUGCUUAAUCAUAAGUCACUCUCUCAGUCAUGAAUAUUUAUCUAUAGAUAAGGUAUUGUGAUUUUUUUUUAAUAAAAUAUCUGAAAAAUC
Molecule: messenger RNA, 1353 nt
Organism: Macrobrachium nipponense
Lineage: Eukaryota; Metazoa; Arthropoda; Malacostraca; Decapoda; Palaemonidae
Product: chloride intracellular channel exl-1-like
Exons: 6
Coding region: 317-1189 (290 amino acids)
Biological process (GO): chloride transport
Cellular component (GO): apical plasma membrane; cytoplasm
Molecular function (GO): chloride channel activity
Source: RefSeq, a predicted model, not a curated record